AUGGGGUCAGAAGGUAAGCACGCAGAUGCACGGCAAGCUCUGCAUCACCAACAGCCGCUUCUUCCGUGCCUCUUCGUUUGCAGUGAAACUACCCCCCUCGCCCACUGCAGUAGCAGAAUCAGCAGUGUCGAUAACAAACAAUCUUUGACGAGCCCAAUCCUUGCAGAUCCAGAUCCAGAUCCAGAUCAACCCCAGAGUCGCAAUGUCAGCGCCAACAUCAGCACCAACACGUCCACAUCCGCCGUGGAAGAUACCUACCAACUGCAGCAAAUCGAACCAGGCUCUCCGGGCGACACUUCAGAUCCGGACGAGUUUGAGCCAAGCGUGUUCGACGAUCAAUCCCUUGCUGCCUCCACGUCAAUCACCUCGAGCGUGUAUGGCCACAGCUACCAAAAUGGACGGCGCUAUCACAAGUACCGCCACGGGCGUUAUCCGAUACCCAACGACGAGACGGAGCAGAAUCGCGAAGACAUGUUGCAUGCCAUGAUGCUCGAAGUCACCAACGGGAAACUCUUCUUUGCGCCCAUCGGCGAUUAUCCCCAGAAGAUCCUCGACUUGGGCACGGGUACCGGAAUCUGGGCCAUCGAGAUGGGAGACAAGUACGCAAGCGCCGAGGUCACCGGUAUUGAUUUAAGCCCGAUACAGCCCGUUUGGGUGCCACCGAACGUCAAAUUCGUGGUAGACGACGUCGAAGAUACUUGGUUAAAUGGCGACAAUAUCGACUUUGUGCAUCUGCGAAACAUGGUACCCAUUCUCAGAUCACCCGUCAGACUCUUGAGGGAGAUAUUCGCCAACCUCAAGCCCGGCGGCUGGGUAGAGCUCCAGGAUGUCGAUGGACAAGUCCAUUGCGAUGAUCAUACGUUGCCGUCGGACUGGCCGGUGCUUGUGUUUUGCAACCUCAUGGUAGAGGCUUUUGCCAAACUGGGCACGCAGUCGCACGCGGCGAGUUUUGUUGCCAGAUAUCUGCAGGAAGCUGGAUUCGUCAAUAUCCAGCAUCGCACGGCCAAGCUGCCGUAUGGCACAUGGCCACGAGACAAGACCAUGAGACUAGUCGGUCUCUACUACCGCACGGCGGCAGAAGAGUUCUUCCCCGCGAUGGGAGCUAUUCAGAUGCCACUACUUGGCUGGUCAGAGGAAGAAAUGCAAGUAUUUUUCGCCAAGUGUCGGAAUGCGAUGCGCGAUGAAAGCGUGCAUGCUUAUGGGAUAAUGCAUUUUUGGUCGGCCCAAAGGCCUGAAAGUUGA
Messenger RNA from Pseudomassariella vexata, 1242 nucleotides. Its product is annotated as S-adenosyl-L-methionine-dependent methyltransferase. Lineage: Eukaryota; Fungi; Ascomycota; Sordariomycetes; Amphisphaeriales; Pseudomassariaceae. The record is from RefSeq and is a predicted model, not a curated record. Gene Ontology annotation, molecular function: methyltransferase activity. The transcript is spliced from 5 exons. The coding region runs from base 1 to 1242 and encodes 413 amino acids.